This is a messenger RNA of Chilo suppressalis (striped riceborer), 1827 nucleotides long. Lineage: Eukaryota; Metazoa; Arthropoda; Insecta; Lepidoptera; Crambidae. The record is from the annotation of a GenBank genome assembly.
AUGGAUUAUGAUCCUACCCAAUCCCGGAGAGGGAGCAGAUCAAGAGCCCUGGAAAGGUCUUUGAGUUAUUCCGAAGCCAUUGGCAACGGAUCAGGCAGAUCAUCAAUAGAAAUCCCAAGAAUCGACAACACCGACGUCUAUUUCAACGAAGAAAUGAAAAAGCAAUACAGGAUAUCGCAAACUUACGUCGAAGGCAAGGAAAUUGCUUUCCCAUCUAUCGUCACUAAUAUUGAUACUAAUGAAACUAUACCUUCUAGUGGUGAAGGACUGCUGUCUGAUACAUCACAUUACUCAAGUGAAGAUGAUGAACAUAUAGACGGAGGCAUUGUAAUGACAAUAGAUGUGGAACAUGACAGUCCUAGAACGUCGGAAUCGACGAAGCAUAAUUUCUCUGAUGCUUCGACACAACCUAUGGCUAGUCCACAGACUGAAAGUGAACUUUAUGAUAGGAUUGAUUAUGCUGAAGACAUAUACAGUGAAAUUGGUACGAAUACAAACACAUUGGCACCUUCGGCUCAUAAUUAUUCUGCACCUUACACCAGAAGAAGUAAGAACAGCAAAAAACAGAGAUUCCAAAGAGGCAGACCGACUCGCUCGAGAAGAGUUGUGUUCAAGAACGGAGACGAGAAUGUGCCGUUGCGUCGGAACAUUCCUGCCAAGUCUAUCAAAUAUAUGCGGGAUAUUGUCAACACCGUGAUAAACAGCAAAUGGCGAUUCCUCCUGCUGUCCGUAGUCCUGGCCCACUUCGCGUUCUGGUUCCUGUUCGCCGGCAUCUGGUAUGCGGUCGCGAUGUCGUAUAAGGACAACGACGGGAGAGAUCACUGCGUCAACGGAACUUCCUCCUUCGCCGGUCUGCUCAUGAUGUCUGUGGAGACACAGAUGACAAUAGGCUAUGGAGUUCGAUUCCCAAAUGAGGAAUGCCCUGAAGCAAUCAUCAUUAUGGUCCUCGAGAUAGUAGCAGGCACGGCCCUAUCAGGAGGCCUCGUCAGCUUACUGUUCACGAAGAUGGUCAGACCCAACAGGCAUGUCACCGACGUCGGGUUCAGCAAGAAAGCAGCUGUUUGCCUCAGAGACGGUCAGCUGUGCCUACAGUUCCGAGUGUGGGACCUCACCAACAUCCAUAUCAUAGCCAGCACCAUCACAGCUUACAUGCUCAAACCUAUCAGGACCCUGGAAGGCGAGCUAGUCCAGAACUAUAUCCACCAGCUGAAACUGAAGCAAGCGAACGCGUUCCUCCUGUGGCCAAUCACGGUGGUGCACGUGAUCGACUCGGAGAGCCCGCUCUACGACUUCUCACCGCAGGACAUGAUGGAUUACAGGUUUGAGAUAGUGGUGUGCCUCACCGGGUCAUCGAAGAACAUGGGCACAGUCACCCAGAGCAGAACGUCCUACCUCUCCAAAGAGAUCAUCUGGGGAUACAGAUUUAAAAACGUGUUAAAAUACUGCAAGCAGAAAGAGUCAUACAUCAUUGACGUGGAUAACCUAGACACGGUGGAACAGGUCGACUCGCCCCUUUGCUCCGCUUCACAGCUGAAAUGCGUAGAAGUUGACAUCAAGUCGUCCGAACAGAUCGUGUCCACUCCGACAUAUAUGUCGAUAUCGCCAACGAACACUUUCUUCACAAGAGGCAACUCGUCCCUGACUAGAGAUGACUCGAUCCUUACCAGAGGUGACUCGCCCUUUACGAGAGGGGACUCGACCCUCACAAGGGACGAUUCGUCCAGAACAGCGGAGUCAAUCCCGUCCACGCCUAGUUUCAGCAGGCAUGGAACUCAAAGAAGCUUCGGUUGGAACUUUAAAAGAUUUCGAGACGUAAAAGGCACAUAA